AUGAUCAUGGGAAUGACAGCGAACAUGGGUCAAUUCAUCUCACACGCCUUUGCUUUGCUCCCUCACGUCGUCCCAGAUACUCCCGGGUCAGUGCGGGCCAGCAAGCGCAAACGAGCCCACACUGCCAUUGACGCAGAAUCUGACAAAGAUCCUAUACCACCGACAUCAAGUACGGCCUCAAAACGACAAAAGCCUGUUGCGAAGCCACGACCUGUAACUGAAGAAGUCGAUGAAGACGGCUUCCUGAAGGAUAUCAGCGUCCAGGACAUCAAUGAUGAAGCUCCCCGGAAACAACGGGAAGACAGUAGCCGCGACAUUCAAGUGUUCUUCUCUGAAGCAUUCGAGACCCAGACCUCAGAUGGGAAGAGGAGACGGCGACGGUGCAUAAAAUGCCCUAGAAAGCAUGGCGACGAGCAACCAUCAUUCGUCGCUGAUGUCAGUACACUGCGUAGACAUGUGGAGUCAAACCACCGGGCAGCAUACAUGGAUUGGUGUGCGGCAAAUGACUUCGAACCAAAACUGCCCAAGUAUCGUGCUCAGAUUCGCGAAAAGAAGGCAGCGAGCCGGCAGAAAACAUUGGAGCCACAUCUCAAGGAGAUGCCAACAUGCGCUCUACCAUAUAGUGACCAUUUAUAUCACGAGGCGGCGAUUCACUGGCUGGUAGAGAAUGACUUGCCUAUACAAGCCCUCGAACACCCAUCAUUUUGA
Molecule: messenger RNA, 708 nt
Organism: Pleurotus ostreatus (oyster mushroom)
Lineage: Eukaryota; Fungi; Basidiomycota; Agaricomycetes; Agaricales; Pleurotaceae
Exons: 5
Coding region: 1-708 (235 amino acids)
Source: RefSeq, a predicted model, not a curated record